Lacerta agilis (Sand lizard) is the source of this 2427-nucleotide messenger RNA. Its product is annotated as vomeronasal type-2 receptor 26-like. Lineage: Eukaryota; Metazoa; Chordata; Lepidosauria; Squamata; Lacertidae. Gene Ontology annotation, cellular component: membrane. The record is from RefSeq and is a predicted model, not a curated record. The transcript is spliced from 6 exons. Gene Ontology annotation, molecular function: G protein-coupled receptor activity. Gene Ontology annotation, biological process: G protein-coupled receptor signaling pathway. The coding region runs from base 1 to 2427 and encodes 808 amino acids.
AUGGUGGCGGCUGUUAUUCCUAAGAAUUAUCAACAUAUCCUGGCAUUGGCAUUGGCAGUAAAGGAAAUUAAUGAAAAUCCUCAGAUCUUACCCAAUAUCACUUUGGGUUUUCAUAUCUACGAUAGCUAUUUCACUGCUAAAUGGACAUAUCAUGCCACAAUUCUCUUAAUAUACACCUUGAGAAGAUUUGUUCCCAGCUACAAGUGUGAUGUUCAGAAUAACUUGUUUGGAAUCAUUGGAGGGCUAGACCCCUUAACCUCACUUCAUGUUGCAAAUAUUGUGGACAUUUACAAGAUCCCACAGCUCAUAUAUGGUUCUGCUCCAGUGAUGAAUGACAAAACUCCUGGCCUACCCUUCUAUCAGAUGGCUCCCAAGGAAAUGCUUCAGUAUGAGGGAAUUCUGUCUGUGCUCCUGCAGUUUAGGUGGUUGUGGAUUGGGCUCCUUACUUUCAGUGAUGAGAAUGGAGACAGAUUCCUGCAAACUGUGUUGCCACUUUUUGCCAAGAAUGGCAUCUGUUUUGCCUUCAUAGAAAGGAGUCGAACAUUUUCUUUUGUCACAAAAAUACAUGAUAUGAUGAAAAGGGGGGCAAAAAUACAUGAUACCAUCAUUGAUAGUAAUGCCAACAUAGUAGUGCUUUAUGGCGAAUCUUACACCAUUGCACUUUUGAGGUGGUUUCCAUAUUUGUCAGAACAAGAAAAUAUAAGAAAUAAACCCAAAGGCAUAGUAUGGAUAAUAACAGCCCAGGCGGACCUCACUUCAAUGGUCUAUCAGAGGACAUGGGAUACAGAAAUAAUCCAUGGAUCUCUCUCAUUUACAAUUCACUCCAAUGAUCUGCCAAUAUUUCAACAAUUUGUUGCCAGCAGAAACCCAUCCAGCACAACAGGAGAUGGUUUUAUCAAGGACUUCUGGCAACAGACUUUUGGCUGUGUUUUCCCAACUGCAGAUGCAGGAGAGGUGAAUGGAGAUAUUUGUACAGGUGAGGAGAAGCUGGAGAGUCUUCCUGGGACCUUUUUUGAAACGAGUAUGACUGGACACAGCUAUAGCAUCUACAAUGCUGUCUAUGCAUUAUCUCAUGCUUUACAUGCUAUGUCCUCAUCUAGAGUCAAAUAUGGUGCAAUGGUGGACAAAGGACAGAAACAUCAGAAUCAACACUUGUGGCAGCUCCAUCAUUUUCUGAAAGGUGUAUUUUAUAACAACAGUGCUGGGGAUAGUGUCUCCUUUGACCAGGAUGGGGAAUUAGCAGCUGGAUUUGACAUUAUUAAUUGGAUUUUUUCCUCCAAUCAGUCCUUUAGUAAGUUGAAAGUUGGGAGGGUGGAUCCACAGGCUCCUCCAGAUCAAGUGUGCACCAUCAACAAGGACAUCAUAACCUGGCACAGGGGCUUUAACCAGGCCCAGCCUAUUUCUCUAUGUUCUGAGAGCUGCCAUCCUGGUUCUAGCAAGAAAGUGAAAGAAGGGGAGCCAUUUUGCUGCUAUGAUUGCAUCCCAUGUCCAGAAGGAAAGAUUUCAGACCAGAUGGAUAUGAAUGACUGCCAUAAAUGCACAGAGGGAAAUUAUCCAAACAGAAACCAGAAUUCAUGCAUUGUCAAGCAUAUAAGCUUUCUGUCUUACAAGGAACCUUUGGGGCUUACUUUAGCCUCUCUUGCUUUUUGCUUUUCUUUGAUCACAGCUUCAGUGCUUGUAAUAUUUUUGAAACUCCAUAAUACUCCAAUUGUCAAAGCAAACAACCGGGAGCUCACUUAUACUCUCCUCAUCUCCCUCCUGCUCUGCUUCCUUUGUGUUUUGCUGUUCAUUGGACAACCUAAUAAGGUGACCUGUAUCAUCCGGCAAGCUGCUUUUGGCAUCAUCUUCUCAGUGGCUGUAUCUUGUGUGCUGGCAAAAACCACCACAGUAGUUCUGGCUUUCAUGGCCACCAAACCAGGAUCCAAAAUGAGGAAAUGGGUGGGUAAAACACUGACCAAUUCUAUUGUUUUCUCCUGCUCCCUUAUUCAAGCAAGCAUUUGUACUUUAUGGCUAGCAACAUCUCCACCAUUCCCAGAUGCUGACAGACAUUCAAUAAUGGAUGAAAUUGUACUAGAGUGUAAUGAAGGAUCCGUGAUUAUGUUCUACUGUGUCUUGAGCUACAUGGGCUUCCUGGCAAUUGUCAGUUUAAUUAUAGCAUUCUUUGCUCGGAAGCUGCCUGACAGUUUUAAUGAGGCUAAGUUUAUCACUUUCAGCAUGCUGGUCUUUUGCAGUGUUUGGUUGUCCUUUGUUCCAACUUACCUGAGUUCUAAUGGAAAAUACAUGGUAGCUGUGGAGAUCUUUUCAAUCUUAGCCUCCAGCCUUGGCUUGCUGGUUUGCAUCUUUUCCCCCAAAUGUUAUAUAAUUGUGCUGAGACCUGAGCUGAACAACAAGGAUCGGCUAAUCAGAAGAAAAUCUGAAGGGGUUUAG